AUGUCGAUUCGAUUGUUUCGGAGGGUCACAGUAUGGUGCUCGCUACUCCUUCCCCAUGUUGGGGCAGCGCCACCGGACUCUGCAUCCAAUCCAAAUAGAAUUUGGGAUACUUCAGCUGCAUCCAGUUACUCGGACAAUUAUCCUAUCGGCAAUGGACGUGUCGGUGCUAUGGUAGGUGGGAGUGCGUCCUCAGAGGCCAUCCAAGUGAACGAGGACUCAUACUGGUCGGGAGGCUUGCUACAUCGGGUCAAUCCCGAUGCAUAUCAGACCGUGAAGCAGAUGCAAACGCUCCUCACCGGAGGAUUCUUGCAGGAUGCUACUACCAUAGCAGGUUAUGGUUAUCAAGGCACUCCUGUGUCGACGCAACAUUACGGGAGUAUGGGUUAUCUGACUUUGGCCAUGAAUCACACCAAAACCGUCACUGGCUACCAGCGGUGGCUUGAUCUUGAAGAAGGAGCCGCCGGCAUGUAUUACGUGAGUGAUGGUGUCGAGUACACUCGAGAGUAUAUCGCAAGCAACCCAGAUGAUGUUAUCGCUAUACAAAUUAAAGCCAGCCAACCCGGUUCUGUCGGUUUUACAAUUCAUUUGGAUCGGGGAUCUUCCCUCAACAGGUGGGAAGCAUAUAGUGAACCCCUCAACAAUAACACCAUCCUUGUUGGCGGCAGCUCAGACGGUGUGGCUGGCAUUGACUGGUCUGCUGGCGCUCGCGUGGUAAGCUCUGGCGGCUCAGUCUACACAAUUGGAGAUUAUGUCUUUUGUUCCGGGGCAGAUGAGGCAACCAUCUAUUUCACUACCUGGACAACAUUCCGCCAGGCUAAUCCCCGCGAUGCCGUGCUUUCAGUCCUCACUAAGGCUGCUGGCAAGAGCUACAGCUUGGUCCGCGAUACUCAUCUUACCGAUUACCAGAAAUAUAUGUCAAGAGUCUCGUUGAAUCUUGGGACCUCAACGGCCACUCAGAAAGCGAUGACCACCCCGCAACGACUGGCGGCGUUGAAUACCACUGCAUUUGAUCCCGAGUUGGCGGCGUUAUUUUUCCAGUUUGGACGAUACGUAUUGAUCGCAACCUCGAGGACGGGAACUCUUCCUCCCAAUCUCCAGGGGAUAUGGAAUCAAGAUAUGGACCCCCAGUGGGGCUCGAAAUAUACCAUCAACAUCAAUUUAGAAAUGAAUUAUUGGCCGAGUUUGACAACCAACCUAGCUGAUUUGACGACUCCGCUUAAUGAUCUCCUAAAUGAAAUCGGCCAGCAAGGCAGUGUUGUCGCACAAAAGAUGUAUCACGCUUCGGGGAUUGUCGCUCACCACAAUACCGACUUGUGGGGAGACUCUGCACCGCAAGAUAAUUACUUCUCUUCGACCUGUUGGCCGAUGGGAGCCACCUGGCUGAUCACUCAUCUCAUGGAACAUUAUAGAUUCACCGGGGACAAAGCCACCCUCAAGUCAAACUACGACCUCCUCCGGAAGGCCGUUCUCUUUGCUCUCGAUUUCGUAACCCCCUAUGGAGAGUAUAUGCUUACAAACCCCAGUAUAUCGCCGGAGAAUCUCUACUACAUUCCUAAUUCGACAGCACAGGUUGCAAUUACAUACGGACCAACGAUUGAUAAUUCCCUACUGUGGGAAAUACUAGGGGAACUGGUUGAUGCUCAGAGAGAGCUCGGCAUAAAUGACAAGAAUCUUACAGACGCGGCAACAGCUCUAAGGAGUAAAUUGCCCGCGUUGCGCAUGAAUCAGUACGGUGGAAUUGCAGAAUGGAUCCAUGACUACAACGAGACCGAUCCUGGUCAUCGACACUGGUCCAUGUUGUGGGGCAUGUACCCAGGUUCACAGAUUACAGCUUCCAAUCAGACCACUUUCAAUUGGGCGGUUUCGAGCAUUAAUCGCCGCCUGGACCAUGGCAGCGGUUCUACUGCCUGGUCUCGAGCUUGGUCGAUCGCUCUCUCCGCGCGAGCUUUCCUGCCCGAUCUAGUACAGUCGAACCUGGCUCAGCAAUUGGCAAACUACACUACUGGGACCUCGUUCCUGGCGACCGGUCCUCCAGCACCCUUCCAAGUCGAUGGAACUCUCGGGGGCCCUGCUGGAAUGGUCGAAGCUUUCCUCCAGAGCCAUGAGACGGUGCUCGCGGGCAAUAACGGCACACUGAUCGCGGCCCAAACUGGGGACGCGAACAAAAUCCACCUGAUUCGACUUCUCCCCACGCUCCCCUCUACCUGGGCUGCGAAUGGAGGAGGGUCCGUGUCAGGUCUGGUUGCUCGUGGUGCCUUUGAGGUCGAUAUGACUUGGUCAAGCGAUGGGAAGCUGACGGAGGCUACUAUUACGUCCAAAUUAGGCAACCAAGCAUAUGUGACCCUGGGUAGCUCACCGAUUGGAGACACGAAUGCCACCAGGAUCACAGUGAAAGGCGUCGGAUCCGGCGGGUUUGUCUUGUUACCAUCAAAGAAAGGAAACAAGUUCACUGUAUCACCCGCAUGA
This is a messenger RNA of Penicillium daleae, 2466 nucleotides long. Its product is annotated as glycoside hydrolase family 95 protein. Gene Ontology annotation, biological process: carbohydrate metabolic process. The record is from RefSeq and is a predicted model, not a curated record. The coding region runs from base 1 to 2466 and encodes 821 amino acids. Lineage: Eukaryota; Fungi; Ascomycota; Eurotiomycetes; Eurotiales; Aspergillaceae. Gene Ontology annotation, molecular function: alpha-L-fucosidase activity. The transcript has 5 exons.